AAAUUUUAAUAAUUACUUCAACAAUUUUGCGUUUUUGUUGUCAUUACAAAGUAAAUAUUUACGUGCAAGUUUAAAAAUGACUAAUUUUACCUAAAUCAUUAGUCUAAAGUCUCAUUUAUAAUGUCAAAUUAAGUGUCGCUCUUAAAAUGGAAGCAGUUUUGGAAAAACAAAAGAGCAAACAGAAAAAGAAGAAGCCGAAGGAAAAAGUUAAGGAGAAGCCCAAGGAUGAGGAAGACACAGGUGGCACGGCGGAGGUCUCACAACCUCUGGUUGGCGAUGAAAUUCGUAUUCCCAACAUUGAUACCGUCGAACUUCCCAUUGAAACACACGAAGAAAAGCAACUUGAACAUUAUUCGUGUAAGAGUGAAACUGUUACUGUAACUGAAGCUCCUAUUAUCGAGAAAGAAACCAGUCGUCCGCUGAUUAAAGCAGAACUAAAAGCAGAAAUUUCGAGCACUUUCAAUAAGUACUUGUUGGAAAACAAAGAAAUAAUGAAAUCAAUUAAGCUAUCAGAAUUAGAUGCCACUGCAAAAGCUGAGAAAUUCAAAGUCGCCCCUCUUGAGACUAUUAAACCGUACACAGAGUCUCAGUUAGCUUCACUGUACACCAACAUUGAAUUGGAAACAGUAGAACAAUUUGCCAGUCAGUUUGUUGAAGCCGAAUUAAAGGGCAUUGCGAUUAAACGGCAUCCUCUGUACGAAUUAUUAGACAAUUAUCUUCAAGCACGACACAAAAUGACUGGAAAUCUACUGGAGUCUGUACAGCUGCGUAAGGAAUACAAGGAGACACAGGGUCAGAUUUGGUCCGUACAAACGGCGCUUGCUGAUGCACGAGGCGAGUGCCACGACGGUACCGCUGUUUCCGCAAGUCACCCGUACAAUAAAGCGACAUUUCACAGAUCUAUUUUUCAAACAAUCGAAAGGGUUUUAAGUUCCCUUCAGAAGAUUGUGACCGAAAAUCACGUGCUAUACUCGUACUUGGCCGAAGUGUUCAAACUAAAGGUGGAGCUGUUUAUCGAAAUCCUAUCAGCGAAUUGUUUUAAGUGCUUUGAACUAGAUUACGCGAGCCGGAUGUGUUUAAAAUUGGACGGUAUUUCGCCCAAUGUUGCCUUGCUCUCUGAACUUAGACUGUGCAUCUCAGUUCUGUUUUCAUUUCAAAGACGUCUCAUUAGGGACGUUCAGUUCAUUAAGGAAACUCGCGAGUGGCUCAAUCGUUUGGUCGCAAUUUUUUUGAGGGUGGCAAACUGGCAGGAUCAUUUAUUUAUCUUGAAUCAUAUUCUGAGGUGCCCCGCAGGUGUCUGUUCUUGGGCUGCACAUUUCGUUCAAUUGCCAUUGCCGGAUAAAUUGCAAGAAUCUCCGUUCGCGUCUGCAGAAAUAAAUCAUGUUAUUGCUGUGUUGUCUGCAAUUUUAAUGCCAAUACAGAAACGCGAACAGUUCUUGGAGCAGUUGUCACAAUCUAUGGAUAAUUCAGAUGAUGUAUUGUGGGUAAUAGUUGAUUCGGAGGGCGAAGAAGACGAAGAUUCUUCGGGGACAGCGCUACGAGAAAAUGACCUUGUCCAGUUACUAAACCAAUUACCUCUAAAUAAUUUAUUUAAAGAUUUAUUACUGGUUAGGUCCCAUGAUGGUCAGGACGUGUACGAUAACUCCAACAUUAACGAAAAUCAUGUUCUUCGGUUUUUGUCUUUGUGUACGGUGUUACUAAGAAUACUACAAAACGGGUUGGAAACCUACGAUCAACCGCGCUAUCAACAACUUUCAAAACGUCUAUGUCGGUUUGUUAGGCACAUUGUGCAGUACGCGACAGACCAAUGGGAGCAGUUCAAGAAAGUGCAAAGGAUGGACGAUAGGGCCAUGCUGCAACGUUUGCAAGUCGAGUAUGACGCGUUCUUUCUGCGAGCAACGCAGUAUCUGUAUUCCUCUCAAAAGAUGGGAGCUUGGCAAUUUUUAGCCGUGGUUCCCUACCACAUUGUGUCCAUGCAAACUUUGUGGAAAAUAUUUUAUUUACUUCAUGAUGACAAUACUGAAAUACUCAAAUCUUCACAUUCAACGCAAUUUAAACAAAAAAUCUGGUCUGAGGCUUUGAGAGAUCAAUUUGAGGAGAAAUUAUCGCAAACUGAUGACGCGGAGUCGUAUUAUUUAAUUAACACUUUCGCUAAUAUGGUUUUGGCACGUGAGGAGGUAGAUAUGGAGUUUAUUCGGAUUGCCACAUUAGAUUUAUUGCAGAUUGGUUUCAUUAGCGAGAGCACUCAGGAAUCUUGCUCAAAAAAUGCGCGAAUAUUACUUACACACAUAACAUCCAAAUAUCCCGAACUCUUGUCCGACAUUCUCGGUGGGAUUAGGAAAAAGUUCGCCAACAUCGGUAGCCUAAGUCUGUACUUGUACGAAGAGUUGCCCCUAUCGGUAUGGAUACCAUCGGCGGGAGACAUCGAAAUUAUCAUCAUUUGGUUAACGCAAAAUGUAAUUGCAUCCGAUGAAAGUCGUCUGGCGCGAAUGAUACUGUCGAGGUUGAAUUGGGGAAUGGACGAUGGUGCGCUUUUUUUGCCGUACAGUCUGCAUUUCAAGGUGGCGCUAUUGUUGGCGGAAAUCGUCGAGCAAGAGGCGGGGUACUUGCAGUGGGCGUGGCAAACCGCGUUUAGGCUUCGGUUACAUUUUAACGACAAGGGGUUUAGCGAUUUAAGUCGAGUUGUCGAGCCGGACAACUUGAGUGUAAUCAGUAAAGGUGUUCGCGACCAGAAGCCGUUCCCUUGCUUUUUGGCUUUGAUGAUGACGUCGUGGGGACAUCUGGUGCCGUUGAUUGGUAUUAAGGGGCUGUCUCUUUUGGAAACAUUGCAAACGCACCAGAAACAUGAUGCAGUAUUAUUUGCGUUGCACUUAAUUGUUCCAUUAUUUCUGACCUGUCAAGAAUCAUUGAUAAAUUGUGAUAAAUAUCAAACUAUUUUAGUCUCACUAUUAAGUUCGGACCGAACAUAUAUAAACAUGGCAAAGGGUCUACUGGCAACGCAGUGUGGAAUAGUGGAUCGCUUCGGUUACAUGAUUGAGAGCCAGAUCCAAAACUACAAGUGGUACGGUUUGGACAGUCCCCGAUAUCUGAUAAGGCUGUGGAUAAAUUCACUGGUUUCCAUUCCAAACUGGAACAAAGAUCCGAGUGUUCUUAAAGUUCUCGAUAUUAUCUUAAAAGCGGCGUUUUUUCGUGUGGACGCAAUGGACGCGGCUGUGAAUAUUUUGCGGGAGUUACUACAGACCGCCACUCCUCAAGAAAGUAACACUUCCAUUACUUCACUCUUUAAAUGGGCUUCGCAAUCUACGUUACCUCAAGGGAGUUUGUUAGCCGCGGCCUCUCUGCCUUCAUGCGUCUGGUUGGCUUACAUUCUGAUUGCCUUAGAACACGAAGAGAGGGAGAAAGUGACGGGAUUAUGGAGGGAGGUGUUGACACAACUCCAGAACCAAAAGGGCAAAGUAAAUGUGGAUGCCGCAAUCAAGAAAGCGGCAAGUAGCGUCAAAGUGCCUUCGUUUACCUCCUCCUCACUGUGCAUCUACAGAUGGGCACAACAAGCGCUCGACACAUCUCUCGAUCAUCCCCUCUUACCUCUCGUAUGGCAAAAGUUCUUCAUGCUGUUCUUACUGCGCGUUCCCGUCACUAGUGUCGUUGAAAGAGGGUGUUUGGGGGAGAAGUUCUUUGACGGAAUGAUUAAUUUAGGUUUUUUAAAAAGACUGAAGAGACGACUGCAGGAAACUGUCGAUUAUUACCAGAAAAAAGUGGAUGGCUGUGAUAAUGAUGGUAUGGUUCAGAAGAAAGCGUUCUAUGAGAGUUGUCUAAGAUUAUUUCGAGCUUAUAGUCUGUGGUUGGAGGAACCCAGACUGCAAGAAACCAAUUUACACUUACCAAGUCUUCCCCCCCAAUACGAAGCUCGCCUUUUAGCUUUAAUUAUACAGGAGAACUCGGCGCCUUGGCUCGAGUACCUCGACUACGACGUUAUAAAGACCGAACAAGAGAACUCGAUGAAAUCGUGGAGGAUGUCGAUUUACAGAGAGAAGUCAAACGUCAAUCAGCCGCUGUUCAACGCCGGCGCGGGGGUGGAAAGUAGCGAUCCGGUGGAACGAAUAGUGAGACGUUUAAAAUCGUAUGAUGUUCCGAAGGAGGCCCCUAACUUAGUCAAAUCCGCUCCAGUGAUACCUACAUUGGACAUAAACGAGCACGCCUCUAUCGUAAAUAUUGUCGAGCCACACUUUAAAACCCUACUACAAUUUGCACAUAAUCACACAUUGCGAGUCUCGGAACACAAAGCCCUAGACUCGACGUACAAAGAGUUAGUACCACAAUUGUAUCGCGCGGUGCUGUUUAAAGUUAAAAAACAUGUCGCCUGUAAGGGAACCGGGAAUUCCGUAUGUACAGGUGCCGCAACGAUCAUUUUAGAAAUGCAGGACGCGAGAAUAAAUGAACGGAUUGAUCGACAAAUUCAGUGCAACCGAAGCGACUAUGAGUUGGUCCUGAGCAAAUCUCUGCAGGCGCCCGCGCAGGCGCUAUGUUCCGCGUCGGUCACCAUUACGCACGCCAUCAGUAUCCUGGACACGAAAGCGACGGCCAAUUCGAAUAUGUGCGAAAUGGGAGUUGAAUUCUUCUACCACAUUUUAACUUUGGUUAAUGACGAAGUGAAUUAUUUCCCGCCCACAAAGAACGCAUUUAUGACGUUCAUAGAGAAAUUGGGACAUAGGUACAUCACUGGAGUUGAAUACGAAACGCCACGCCUACUAAACAAAAUUUUGGAAGAGCCAAACUUGGUGCCCCUACUUGCUCCUCAUUUUUCACCUAUCAAUAUCGGAACAACUAACUUUCUGCACAUGUACUCCACAAUUUGCGCAGACGCCGGUCAACGUUUCGACAUCAUCUUUCCUUUGCUUUCGAAAUUCGACAUACAACACUGGCUGACAUCGAAACAACCGAAACUCGCGCAGAGAUCCCAAUUUAUCGAACUCGUCCUGAAAGGUCUGACCUCACUUAACUUUACGCCCACUACCGAAUCGAUGAUGCUCCAUGAGAUGUUUCGCAAACACUUGCUCUGCAUUUUUGAGUACCAGUUUCCGGAGCACUACGGCGAUGUUCUCACGGCUCUUCUACAGGCGAGCCACAGUGGUGCGGACACGGGCUGUAUAGCGAUCAGCGUUUGGAUGGACAUAUUCAAUUCGUUAUCGCUACCGGUUAAAUUAAAAACAAACGGAGUUGUCCGAGAUCAGCUGCGGCAGUACGCCCAUCAGCAACAAAUGCUGCAAUACCAAGAGAUUUUAGAAACGGCGAGAUUGCUGUCCACGCACUUCUUCAAGGAGCGUCUGCAGUACGGUCUGUACGGUUUAUAUCCGAAGUAUCGAAAUUACAUGGAGGUCCUAAUUCUGUUGAUGGGCAUGACCGGACACGCUUUCGUAAUUAGCGCGUUAAAUACUCAUCAUGGACUUUUGGGAGAUAAACUGUGCGAAAUAAUCUGGCCUUGCUUAAGGGAGAUGUACGCUCCGUGGAUUUUACCUUAUUGGAUGAAUAACAUUAAGGAUGAAAUGGUUGCGUGGAUGCAACAGUUGACUGACGAUAGAACCGUUUUAUUGCCGUGGAUUCCUGCCGAUGGACCGUUCGCGCAAAAAGCGAUCUGCAGUAUGUUCGAAUGUAUAAUGUUCGUCAUCCACACUCUACCAGCGUGUAAUGUUAUACUAAGCUAUGUGUGGCACUGGUACGUAACGAAUUUUGCCCAUCAAGCUGUUAAGGAUUACAUUCUCAAUGCUGUUCACGCAUCCUUCCUCGCUUUACCGUGGCAUAAUUUCUGGCCUUCAGUAGGAGAUUUAGAGUUAAUGCUUAAGGUGGUCGAGCAGUACCUGCCGGAAUGUCACGUAUUCCUUGGUUACAUUUUCAUCGAGGUGCCGUGGAGUAAUUGGAUACAGCAAGUUUUGGCAAACGCCGCGCCCGCGAUUAUUUUAAGGGUCCAUCAGUGUCUUCUCUACCUUCUAGUCAAAUUAUCGAACGAGCCAAAUAUUAGGAGUAAUUACAGCGAUAAAGCAAAGGCGCUUUUGGUACAAGCGGAAAACUUUAACUGGGAGGUAGUCGAACCAGGAAUGUACCAACAAAUUGUCGAUUGGUACGUGAUGAGCUGUGAUCCUCUAGUUUUAUUUACAACCGAUCCACUUGAUUUAGACUUUCGAGUACUCAACUUCUUGAAAAUCUCGGCGCACUAUCACGAGUCGUACGAGCAUGCGUCCGAUAACGUAUUUUUAAAGCAGCACAUCUUUAUUCGUAGCUUCGUGAAAUUAAUAUCGGUACUCUGUAGCAAACAUAAAGCGAUAGCGGUGGCCAAAACUGAACAAUUGAAUUCUGUGAUAAGCGCGAGCCUUUUGCACUUGGAGACUGUGAUUAGGAGGGAGGAGGCACUCGUAAUAGUUUUAGAGGAUAUGGUCGGAAUUUUAAAUAUAGAUUUAAUUAGUAACGGCGCUACGCAAUGUUUCGAGAGAUGGUUGUCUACGAAAACCUCCGAGAGUAUUAUACUUAAAGCGAUGUUGCAUGUUUUGCCAUCUAGUGUUAAUAACAGCGAAGUGGUGGCGAGUUUAGUGGAGUCGGCGGUAUUCAGAUGUUUUUUUAAUAUUGAUCACAACAAUUUUGUAUCGCCAUGGAAAUACUUAGUAAAAUAUUUACGCCCUUAUCCACCUAAACAGUUGGAGUUGGAAAAAUGUCUGGUUGCAAAAGGAAAAUUGCUAACUCUACAUGUUCUUCUAUUACAAAAAACUGCAACAUGCACGGACUCAACUUUGUUAUUAAACACAAUUUUGCGAUGGCUGGAGGAGCUGAAGUUGGACGCUGCAAUGGAAGACAAGGUGCCGUUGAUUUGGUCCCAGUUCCUAAAAUUGACCAUCAUCCAUUGCAACAUCGAUAUGAGAAGCGGAAGCACAAUCGUGUACAAAUUUUCCCAAUUGCUACUGCAACAGUCUGCGGAAAAGGGAAUAUCGGGUUGGGGAAAGGGAAUUCUAGGAGCGAUUGGGAUUGUAAAGAGUGAAAGUUUAUCUCUGCGAUUUCGAUUUCUCUGUCGCGCUCUGGCCGGUUACGUGUUGGCGCAGUUGCCCGAAACGAAGGGCCAUCCGCAAACCGUACGAAUCUGUUCGAACGCUCCUGCGAUUGUCGGUCAACCUGGUGGAAAUACGGAAUGUGUUAAAGUACUGCUCGGAUUGGCGAUGGGACAGACUCAAGGAGAAAUUAAAACUUGUGCCGAAUUAGCUCUUAAACUGAUUCAAGAUCCCAUCAAUUCCCUACAUAAUUCGCGCACCUUCUUAUCAUUGAUAGUAACUCAGUUGUAUACAAAGCCUUACUUAAAAGAUAUCGACAACUGUUAAUGGCAAUGAUAAGUGUUACCAGCAACAGAACUGAAGCAAAGAAUAAAAAUAUUCUUGUUGGACUGUUUUUGUUUCAAUUUUGAUUGGUUUAAUAUGUGCUAAUUUGUUUUAAUGGUGAUAUAUAUUUUAUACUAUCUUUUUGCAAUAUUGUAGAAUAAAUUUUUUUUCUAUUUAGUGUGAGAA
This is a messenger RNA of Photinus pyralis (common eastern firefly), 7541 nucleotides long. RefSeq names its product ectopic P granules protein 5 homolog (gene Epg5). The transcript has 26 exons. The coding region runs from base 147 to 7358 and encodes 2403 amino acids. Gene Ontology annotation, cellular component: cytoplasm. Gene Ontology annotation, biological process: autophagosome maturation. The record is from RefSeq and is a predicted model, not a curated record. Lineage: Eukaryota; Metazoa; Arthropoda; Insecta; Coleoptera; Lampyridae.